AUACACCUACGUCAUUUCUCUUCUUCAGAACUCCUAAGAAUUGAGUUAUGAGAAGAUGGAGACGGGGAAGAAUCAGUACAACUUAAGGUGGAAUAGUCACACGUUCACGUUCGUGAGGCUCCUGGACCACUUCAGAAACCAGGAACUGUACUGCGACGCAACUAUAGCCUGUGAUGGAAAUGUGUAUCCCGUCCACAAGGUGGUUCUCUCGGCUUGCAGCAACUUUUUUGCGGCAAUAUUUGCAAACACCAAUGGUCAGAACCCUGUGGUUGUUCUGCAGGAUGUCGGCAGAGAGCAGCUCGAGAAUCUCUUGGCGUACAUGUACCGUGGGGAGGUGCUAGUACCACAGCCCGACCUGCCCCUGUUCAUCAAGGUUGCGAAGUCAUUGCAGGUCAAAGGGCUCGCUCUUCCUAUCCCAGAACGAUAUCCACCUAGACAUAUGAAUGGACCUUGGCACAAUGGCGUCUGCAGUCCACCAGAAGGAAAUGGAGCCCUCGGCAAAAUCCCAGACACACACACCCCCCCGCACAUCCAUCGCAGCUCUUACCGACAGGAACUUGUCAAUCCUCCCGUCUACCGUCACGAGAGACUUCCAAAUACGAUGCAGCACGAGUCGUCUGACUUACCAAGGUCGUGUAUGACGGACCAAGCAAAACAUCCACAACAUGAUGAGCUACACUUUAAAAGAAAAUCUCAUUUUAAGGACCUGGCUCAGAAAAGACAUGAAAAUAUGCACCUGAUGGGACACAAUGAGGCAAUGAGGCUUAGUGAUAGAAGUAGACCAAAUGAAAUAGCCAGAUCUAGUGAAAUGGCAAGAUUUAAUGAGAUGGCAAGGCCUAGUGAAAUGGCAAGACCUAACGACUCGGCAAGACUUAGUGACUCGGCAAGGCCUAAUGACUCGGCAAGACCUAGUGAAUUGACAAGACCUGGUGAAUUGACAAGACCUGGUGAAUUGACAAGACCUGGUGAAUUGACAAGACCUGGUGAAUUGACAAGACCUGGUGAAUUGACAAGACCUGGUGAAUUGACAAGACCUGGUGAAUUGACAAGACCUGGUGAAUUGACAAGACCUGGUGAAUUGACAAGGCCUAGUGAAAUGGCAAGACCUGGUGAAAUGACAAGCCCUACUGAAAUCGCAAAGACAAGCGAAACAAACCCAGAUGAUACAUCAAGACCAAACGAGACAUUACAAAUGAACGUGAUAUCAACACCUAUGGAGGUGGACGCUGCGCAGCAACUAUGGAGCGAAGAACCACCUCAACCCAACACCCAAGGACUCGAACACACUAAAAGAAGUUCCAGUGUUUCGUCUAGUGAGGGACGGGCGGAAGAAAAGUCAUUGUUGCCAGUUCCCAACUAUCGUGGUUCUCAAUCGCUUGGGACCUUCCAAAAUUUGGUUACCUCAGAUGACGACAAUACAAUUAAAGACGAGCCAUUGGAUUCUCCCGAUGACUACGAUCAACGCUCACUGUGCAUCUCUGAUAAUGUUGAGGAUCCACACGAUGAUAAUGAUGAUGACGAUGAUGAUAAGUUCAGUUUGAAAGUGUCGGAUGACAACGGCUACCACUCUGAGUCGUCUCAGUCUAACAGGGCCUCAACUGAACGCCAAGCGGAAAAGGACCCCCAUGAACCACUCAGUGCAGCAACGACAGCACUCGGGGGCCCCGACAGUACUCCGGAAAACAGCUCUACCUCACAUCUACGCAGAGAAUUAUUGAGACCCUUACAGCAUAAAUUAAAAUCCCCACCAAACCCUCAACUCAGCCCUCAAUCCAUUCCACACCCAGUGAUUGCUCCGAGAGAUCCUGAACGACAUCUAAGAGAACCUCCACCAUUAAUGAAGAUACCUCCGUUGGUAAUUGACAGUGAGCCAGCAAGGCCUUCACACGAGAUUAUGGAGCAGGAGCAUCAGGGGAGCAGCAGCCACAGUAGUCAUCUUCUAGUAAAAGUUCCUCCUACAUACCGCUCACAUGCUUCCCUGAGUCAGUUCAGCUUGCAAGUACACAAUCAACAGCUUGGGGGACCUGUUAUUGUCAAUGGCCGAGCACCUCUCCCAGAAAACUUUUCAAACUCUUCGGGUAACAGAGCGGCAUUACAACAGACUAAUGUUCCGCUGAAUCUAACAGGCCAUAACAAAUCGCCAGAUGACACGGAAAAGGAAGAUAAAGAUCCAUUUUUUGGCAAGAUCUUGACAAAUCGCAAGAAAAGACUUCGUGGGCCAAAAUCCUGGGAGUAUCUGGUACGUCUUCUCAAGGAUCCCACAACUAAUCCAUCCCUCAUCCGCUGGGAGAACGAAACCUCGGGAGUGUUCCGGCUCGUUCAACCUUCGGUCAUAGCGCAGCGGUGGGGAAGGCGGACCGGUAGACAUGCCGGCGAGACUUUGAGCUAUGAAAACUUUGCCAGGGGACUACGCUACCACUAUGCCACUGGAGCCCUUUUGCCCGUGUCAGAGAGAAGCUUUGUAUACCGGUUUGGGCCUAAAGCUCUCAAAGUUUUGAAGGAAUGUAAUUCAUCAGAAUUCCCAUAUAUAUGAUAGACGAGAUUACAGAAUUUCCAAAGUUGUGUAUACUGUAUCUCAGUGAAUCCAAUUAUCUGUGAUUUUAACCAUUAUGACAAUACAGUUGUUAAUGUUAAAUAAAGUAUUGCCAUUUGGUUUCAAUAUAUUACUGUUUUAAUAAAAAUGGUUAUUAUUUGUUAUAAAAUUUGCUUUAUAAAUGUAGCAUAUAAAAGUUAUGGGAUAAAAAAAAAAAUUGGAAUGUCAUUUAAUCCUUAGUUGAAUUUCGAUAAGGUAGCAACUUUAUUUGAUAAAGCAAUCAUCAUUACAGUACUACACAUAUCAUGUCAAAUAUAUAUAGUGUAUUAUUA
Molecule: messenger RNA, 2865 nt
Organism: Procambarus clarkii (red swamp crayfish)
Lineage: Eukaryota; Metazoa; Arthropoda; Malacostraca; Decapoda; Cambaridae
Source: RefSeq, a predicted model, not a curated record